Acaulospora colombiana is the source of this 393-nucleotide messenger RNA. NCBI's taxonomy places the organism in Eukaryota, Fungi, Glomeromycota, Glomeromycetes, Diversisporales, Acaulosporaceae. The record is from the annotation of a GenBank genome assembly.
AUGACCGGGGCGACCGGAAAAAUUUCGCAAAAGAUUUUACCUGCAUCGCUGCAGGUCCCCUCGGUAACUUUGAGGGGAACAGCAGAAAAAUACAUCUCUGCUCAACAAAGAGCGUACCUGGAGAAGAAAUACGAACCAUCGGAUUUUAAACCAACAUUCAAACGCGUGGAUAUGUGGGGACGGGCAAGGUGGAAAGCACCAAAGAUUAGUAGGCGAAGAUUAAAUGAUAUGAGAAAAAAUUGUGAGUAUUUGAACAUAGAUCCACAGGAGAUCGGUCUACUCGCUAAACCCGAAAGGAAGCUUCUUAGGGCAAAACCCAAUAAGGGCAAAAAACACGAAAGAAAUGCGCCUGAGAGGUAUCUGAGAAGGCUUUGCAGAAUUGACAUUGCAUAA